CCUCUUAACCCAUCGCCUCCUCCGCCCUUUGUUCGCCUCCCUCUCCUAUUCACCGCCCGAAAACCCUAGCGAGGUCAGCCUAGCGCCACGAUUUCCAAUCAUCGUUGGGUUUACCUGAUCGGCUGAUUCCAACCUCUUCAAGUCUUGGGAGAAAUCCUGUUUCUCCCUUCUCUUCUGGGGUUUCUUGCACGGGAGGUGGACAAUGGCCGUGGCCGCUUCUGGUCAGUUGAAUCUCGAGGAGACCCCGUCUUGGGGGUCGCGCAGUGUCGAUUGCUUCGAGAAAUUGGAGCAGAUCGGUGAAGGCACGUACGGGCAGGUAUACAUGGCACGAGAAACAAGAACCGGGGAAAUAGUGGCACUGAAGAAAAUUAGAAUGGACAACGAAAGAGAAGGGUUUCCAAUAACAGCCAUACGGGAAAUAAAGAUUCUAAAGAAGCUUCAUCAUCAAAAUGUUAUUCAACUGAAAGAGAUCGUGACCUCUCCAGGUCCCGAGAAGGAUGAACAAGGAAAGCCAGAUGGUAACAAGUACAAAGGGAGCAUCUAUAUGGUUUUUGAAUACAUGGACCAUGAUUUGACUGGCCUAUCGGAUCGUCCUGGGAUGCGGUUUACAGUACCACAGAUUAAGUGCUACAUGAGGCAGCUGCUUACAGGUCUUCAUUAUUGUCAUGUUAACCAAGUACUCCACCGUGACAUUAAAGGAUCUAAUCUCCUAAUUGAUAAUGAGGGGAACUUAAAACUUGCCGAUUUUGGCCUUGCACGAUCAUUCUCAAGUGACCAUAAUGGAAACCUUACGAACCGUGUCAUUACUUUGUGGUAUAGACCUCCAGAAUUGCUGCUUGGGGCUACCAAGUAUGGUCCUGCUGUUGAUAUGUGGUCCGUUGGUUGUAUAUUUGCAGAACUUCUUCAUGGAAAACCAAUCUUGCCUGGAAAGAAUGAGCCAGAGCAACUUUCUAAGAUAUUUGAACUUUGUGGAACCCCUGAUGAAGUCAACUGGCCAGGUGUCUCCAAGAUGCCUUGGUAUAACAAUUUCAAGCCUUCACGGCCUAUAAAGAGACGUGUCAGGGAAACUUUCAAGCAUUUUGAUCGUCAUGCCUUGGAGUUACUUGAGAGGAUGUUAACGCUUGAUCCAUCCCAGAGGGUAUCUGCAAAGGAUGCACUUGAUGCAGAGUAUUUCUGGACUGACCCCCUACCAUGUGACCCGAAAAGCUUGCCAAAGUACGAGUCCUCGCAUGAAUUUCAGACCAAGAAAAAGCGCCAGCAGCAGCGACAGCAGGAGGAGACGGCAAAACGACAGAAGCUACAGCAUCCACAGCCACAUGCUCGCCUACCACCCAUCCAGCAAACAGGGCAACCACACCCUCAGAUCCGGCCUGGUCCAAGCCAGCCCAUUCAUAAUGCUCCGCCGCCAAUGGCAGCUGGUCCAGGCCACCAUUAUGGCAAACCUCGAGGACCCUCUGGAGGUCCUAACAGGUAUCCGCAAGGUGGGAAUCCAAGUGGUGGGUAUAACCCGAAUCGUGGAGGUCAAGGUGGCGGAUACAACAGUGGUCCAUAUUCACAGCCAGGACGUGGACCGCCACCCUAUGCUGGGGGUGGUAUGCCUGGUUCUGGUGGUCCACGUGGUGGAAGUGGCAGCGGCUAUGGAGUCAAUGCUCCCAAUUAUCCCCAAGGUGGCCCUUACGGUGCUUCAGGUGCUGGCCGAGGUCCUAACAUGAGUGGUAACCGCAACCAACAACAGUAUGGUGGAUGGCAGUAAAAGAAUAUUUUGGGUUCCUGUUCGACUGAUGUUCGGACAAUUUGCUUGAGGUGAUCAAGUGUCCAACUUAUGUACCAUGUCUGUCGGUCGGUUGCUCGCUCAGUUGCAAGACCAAUACCCAAUCUUGAAUUUCAUGUGACUUGGAUUGGAAAGUGCUAUAGUGUUGACUCGGAAUUAGGCUUGACAUGAAUUGGUCAGUUUAUGAUCAUUUAUUUAGACUCUUCAACUUUGUUUCAA
Molecule: messenger RNA, 1990 nt
Organism: Musa acuminata AAA Group (dessert banana)
Lineage: Eukaryota; Viridiplantae; Streptophyta; Magnoliopsida; Zingiberales; Musaceae
Product: cyclin-dependent kinase C-2
Exons: 12
Coding region: 203-1753 (516 amino acids)
Biological process (GO): positive regulation of transcription elongation by RNA polymerase II; protein phosphorylation
Cellular component (GO): nucleus; cyclin-dependent protein kinase holoenzyme complex
Molecular function (GO): ATP binding; RNA polymerase II CTD heptapeptide repeat kinase activity
Source: RefSeq, a predicted model, not a curated record